Echinostoma caproni is the source of this 429-nucleotide messenger RNA. NCBI's taxonomy places the organism in Eukaryota, Metazoa, Platyhelminthes, Trematoda, Plagiorchiida, Echinostomatidae. The record is from the annotation of a GenBank genome assembly.
UUCAGUCAUCUGAUUGGUCAUGCAGCCGGUCACGGUACAGAAGCAUUUCUCGGCACCGGAAACGAUUUCGCUGCGACCGUGAACAGUCAGUCACUGACAAACACAACCCAACGUCUGCUGGAUCGUCGCUACGCUUCCCAAACAUCGGUGGUUUCCGAUCACCCCGACAACAGUAUUAGCAUUAGCACCACUCCCACUACCAGAUCUGACUCUGCUUCACGUCUCCGGAACCGAGUUUCCCUGAGCAAUGCACCAUUACCGUCCAUGCCACCGACUCCGGGACAGAUGAACGUGUGCACCCGACCCAUGGCUUCUGUCGGUUCACCUUCAGUGAUAGAUGCUACCAAAACACCGAACGAAACACAAAAUAUAUCCUCCAGUCCACCACUGUCUAAUUCAUCCAAGGAAAGCUUUUUCGACGCUGUGUGA